AUGGAGGAAAAAAGAAAGCAUCAUAAAAAAAAAAAAGUUGGCAAGAAAAUCAAAAAAAAAAAAAUUAACAAAAAUGUAAACAAAAAAUAUCAUAAAGCAUUUGCAUUUAGUGGUGGUAUUAAAAGUGCUCAUAGAAGAAAACAACAUUUAUUUGAAUUAGAAGAAAAAAAAUUAAGAAUCCCGAGAGUUUUUAAGGAAGGAAAUAAAAACAGUCCAUUAGUUGUAGUAAUACAAGGUUCUAAGGGUGUUGGAAAAACUACAUUGUUAAAAAGUUUAAUUAAAUGUUAUGUUGGUGUAAAUAUUAAUGAAAUAAAUGGUCCUAUAUCUGUUUAUACAAAAAAUAAAAAAAAAUAUACCUUUAUUGAAGUAAAUGAUGAUAUUUUGAAUAUGAUUGAUGUAGGAAAAAUUGCUGAUAUAUGUAUACUAGUGAUUGAUGGUAGUUUUGGGUUCGAAUUAGAAACACUAGAAUUUCUAAGUAUCUUGAAUACGCAUGGAAUGCCUAAAGUAUUAGGCGUUGUUACAAAAUUAGAUAAAUUUAAAGAUAGUAAAAGUAUAAGAAAAAGAAAGAAAAAAUUAAAUAAAAGAUUUUCAGAAGAACUAGUUGAGGGUUCGAAAUUAUUUUUUCUUAGUGGUAUACAAAAUAAUAAAUAUAACAAAACAGAAAUUCGUAAUUUAUGUAAAUUUUUAUCAGUAAUGAAGAAACCAAUAAUAUCUUGGAGAGAACAGCAUGGAUAUUUGGUAGGUUUACGAUUAGAUAUUGAUGAGUUUUCUAAUGAAAUUACAAAUGAAAAUAAUAGCAAUCAUUUUAAUGAUAUAAAAAAAAAUAAUGAUGAAGAAAAUGAAAAGGAAUUAACAUCAUUUUUAUCUAAUUGUAACGAAAAUAUACGUGUUUAUAUAGAAGGUUAUGUAUAUGGAUCAAAACUUUACAAAAAUCAAAAUAUUCACAUCACAAAUAUUGGUGAUAUAAAAAUAGAAAAAAUAGAAAUUUUACAAGAUCCUUUUAAAAUUGAUGAAGAGAAAAAAAAUCCAAAUAUUUACGCACCUAUGUCUGAUAUUGGAAAUAUAACAUUUGAUUUUGAUAACAUGUAUAUUCAUAUACCAAAAAAUAAAAUAAAUUUUACGAAAAGAGAAUUAUUAAUUGGGGAUGACAAAGAAAAAUUAGGAUUAGAAGAAGAUGAAGAAGAAAAAGAAGAAACAGAAGAUGAAAAUAAAAUGAAUAGUAAGUAUGACAAGGAUGAUGAUAAAAGCGAUGAUGAGAGUGACAAUGAAGAUGAUGAUGAAGAUGAGGAUGAUGAUGAAGAUGAAGAUGAAGAUGAGGAUGAAGAUGAAAAUGAAGAUUAUGAAAAAGAGGAUACUAAUAAAAAUAAUUCUCCAAAUAAUGAUGAUAAAUGCAAAAAAAAAAAAAAUAAUGCUAAAAAUAAAAAAUUUUUUACUGAAAGCAUAAAAAUGAUAAGAGAAUUGCAAAAUUCUAACUAUGUAUUCUCUAAUAACUCCGAAAAAAAUAAUUUAAUUUUAUUUGAUACAAGAAAUAAUGAAACACAAGAAGAGAGAAGAAAAGCUCCUUCCAACGUUUGUUUUAGUGAAAAACAAAAAAAAAAGAAGCAGGGAGAAAAUUAUGUAAAUGAAAAAGCAGAAGAACAUAACAAAUUAGAAUUAAUCUUGUAUGAAAAAAAAAAUAACGAUGAUGAUUAUUAUUAUGCAAAAGAUAUUAAUAUUUCUUCUAGUGAAGAAGAGAAAGAUACAAGUUUCACAAAUUUUUACAAGGAAUUUGGGAUAGAAAAUGAUAAAGAAGAAAAUAAUAAUAUAUAUGAAAAUUCUAUAGAUGAAGAAAAUGUUAAUAAUUCUAUUUUUAAAGAAGAGAAGAAGGAAGAAUUAGAAAAAAGUGAUGAAAUAAAAAAAAAAGAAAUUCUUUAUGACCAUGAAAUUGCAGAAAUAUUAGCUUUUGAUAAUAAAAUAAGUAUAGAUAGUUUUAUAUACGAUUUUACAUAUAUAAAUAAAAAAAAUAAUUGUUUAUAUUUUAAGGGUGAUAUUAUUUCUAUUAUAAAAAAAGAAAAAAUCAAUUUAUCUAAAACAUCUAUGUCAGAAGAGGAAAUAAAAAUUUAUAUUACUAAAAAUCUAUUAAGUACAGAGGCAGUUUAUGAUAAUGAGAAAAACUAUUAUAGUCAUAUUAAUGAAGGUAAUUAUUAUCUUGAUAAUAUAGACAGUUUUAAAUGUGUUCAAGAUGAUGUUUUUAUUUUUAAUAAUUUAACAAUAUCCCUGUCUGACUUAACUAAUGAUAAUUUGGUAGAAAAUUUUUUCAUUAGAUAUAGCAGCUUGUAUAAUAUGUAUUUUAAAAAUUUUGACAAAAGGAGAAAAAAGGAAGAAAUAGAAGAUGAAAAUGAAAAUAAUGAAAAUGAUGAAAAUGAUGAAAAUGAUGAUUAUAGUGAUAAUGAUGAUAAUGAAAAUGAAAGUAAUGAAGCUGAUGAUAAUAGUGAUAAUGAUGAUAAUGAAAAUGAAAAUAAUAUUGAAAAUGAAGAUGCAGAUAAAAGUGAUGAAAAGAAAGAAGAAAAUGAAAUUGAUAUCAAUAACUUGAAAAAAAUGAAAGAACAGAAAUUAUUAAUGAAAGAAAAAUAUAUAGAAACUGAAUAUGUAGGAGUUUUAAAUAAUGCUUAUGGGUCUUCUGUUAAUAUAGGGGAAUAUGUUAGGAUUCAAAUAACUAUUGAAAAAAAAAAAUUGAUUGUAUUAAAAAAUAAUUUGAUUAUAUGUGGUGGAUUGCAAAGUUAUGAAGAAAAGGAUUCUUAUAUUCAUUGUCGAAUAAAAAAACAUAGAUGGUUUCCUAAAGUUUUAAGAUCAAAUGAUCCUUUAAUUUUUUCAGUUGGAUGGAGAAGAUUUCAAAGUAUUCCAAUUUAUUCAAUUAAUGAAAGAAAUAAUGUGAGAAUAAGAUAUUUAAAAUAUACAACAGAACAUAUGCACUGCAAUAGUACUUUUUAUGGACCAUUAUCAGCAGUUAAUAGUGGUAUUCUAGCUUUGUAUAAUUAUAAAAAAGUACCUUUUUUCCGUAUAUGCAUUAAUGGUGUUAUUAUAGAGACUAAUAAUAAUUUCAAUAUUAUGAAAAAACUAAAAUUAAUUGGGGAACCAUACAAAAUUUUUAAGAAUACAGCUUUUAUUAAAAAUAUGUUCAAUUCAGAUUUAGAAGUUUGCAAAUUUAUUAAUUGCCCUGUGGUUACACCAAGUGGAAUUAAAGGAUUAAUAAAAAAUAAAUUAAAUAGUAACGGUGAUUUUAGAUGUACCUUUGCAGAUAAAAUUAGAAUGAGUGAUAUCGUUAUUUUAAAAUUAUUUGUUAAUGUAAAAAUUAAAAAAUACUUCACUUAUGAUAUAGAAAAUAAAUUAAGAUCUAUCAAUGAACUGAGAUAUAUUUACAACAUUUACGUCAAUCAUAAUAGUAAUUAUAGAAAGAUUCCAUUUAGACAUUUUUACCAUAGCAAAAUUCAUAUAAGACCAAAAUUAUUAAAAGAAUUACCAUAUAGAUCAAAACCUAAAUUAUUCAAAAAAAUUGAUGAUUCUAAUGAAUUAAAAAAAAAACAGGAGGAGAGUGAUCAUAUAAAUUUUAAAUCAUUAGAAAAUCCCAAGUUAGCAGCAAGAUGGUAUCAAAUGUUACAUACUAUUAAAAAAAAUAUUAUUGACAAAAAGAAGGAAAAAUCUAAAUUAAGUUAUCACAAAAAAUUAAAAGAAAAGUUAAAAGUUGAAGAAGCAAAGCAAAAUGUUGUUAAGGAAAGGAAAAAAUUGUCAUUUAAAAAAGGGAGAAAAAAUUAA
This is a messenger RNA of Plasmodium gallinaceum, 3792 nucleotides long. It is a transcript of the gene AARP2, whose product is annotated as small ribosomal subunit assembling AARP2 protein, putative. NCBI's taxonomy places the organism in Eukaryota, Apicomplexa, Aconoidasida, Haemosporida, Plasmodiidae. Bases 1 to 3792 code for a protein of 1263 amino acids. Gene Ontology annotation, molecular function: GTP binding; U3 snoRNA binding; GTPase activity. The transcript has a single exon. Gene Ontology annotation, cellular component: 90S preribosome; nucleus. Gene Ontology annotation, biological process: maturation of SSU-rRNA from tricistronic rRNA transcript (SSU-rRNA, 5.8S rRNA, LSU-rRNA); endonucleolytic cleavage of tricistronic rRNA transcript (SSU-rRNA, 5.8S rRNA, LSU-rRNA); ribosome biogenesis. The record is from RefSeq and is a predicted model, not a curated record.